Helianthus annuus (common sunflower) is the source of this 4951-nucleotide messenger RNA. RefSeq names its product tyrosine-protein kinase JAK1. Lineage: Eukaryota; Viridiplantae; Streptophyta; Magnoliopsida; Asterales; Asteraceae. The transcript is spliced from 9 exons. Gene Ontology annotation, biological process: protein autophosphorylation. Gene Ontology annotation, cellular component: plasmodesma; plasma membrane. Bases 1904 to 4867 code for a protein of 987 amino acids. The record is from RefSeq and is a predicted model, not a curated record. Gene Ontology annotation, molecular function: ATP binding; transmembrane receptor protein tyrosine kinase activity.
AGAGUAGAGUACGUAGCUAUUGUCUGUCCUACUUAAACUCGUUUACACUACAGGCAACUUCUCCUUUUCAUUUUAUAUUUUUCAAUUGAUCAUCCUCUUCAACUCCUUCAAGCCAACGCUGCAACUGAUCCCGCCCGCAGUUGCUGCUUCUGCUCAGAGCCGUGUUUGCUGCAGCUCCAUAUUUCAUAUCUGGUUCAACCCCUAAUUACCAGUAACAUGGCAUCAACUCCAAUCACCAAGUUAGCUCACUUACAAAUCCCACUUGAAGAAGUACUCAAGGCCACCAACAACUUUCAUGAUGAUAACAUUAUCGGAGGCGGUGGAUUUGGACGAAUAUACAAAGGGCAACUCCAGCGGUCUGGAGAGUUGAUCAAGAUUGCUGCGCUGAGGUUAGAUCGUAAGCAAAGGGAAAGAGACCUGGAGUUCUGGACGGAAAUUUCAAUGCUUUCUGAUCUGAAGCAUACAAAUAUUGUCUCUAUUGUUGGAUUUGUUUAUGAAAAAGAUGAGAAGAUCAUCGUAACCAUGUAUGAGGCCAAAAAAGGAAGUCUCCAGGAGCAUCUAAAUAAGCCCAACCUCACAUGGACGCAAAGAUUAAAGAUAUGUGUUGGUGUGGCUCGUGCGUUGAGUUACCUCCAUCAUGACAAGGGACGUAGCUAUGGUGUUAUACAUCUUAAUGUCAACAGCUCCACAAUUUUAUUAGAUGAGAAUUGGGAAGCCAAGUUAUCCGGUUUUAAAGUUUCCAUCAAACAACCACUUAACCGAAUGGACCGGGUGUUCCUUUCUAAGCCUAUUGGCACUAUAGGGUAUAUAGACCCAGAAAUUGUAAAGAACAAAGGUGUGACCCACAAGUCAGAUAUCUACGCAUUCGGUGUGGUUUUGUUUGAAAUGUUGUGCGGGAGGAAAGCAUAUAUUAAGAACCACGCUAAUAGCUUUCUAGAUCGAUUGGCGAAAGCUCAUUAUAAAGAUGAAACGCUCCAUGAUAUAAUUCAUCCUGAUCUAAGGAGUCAAAUGUCCCCGUAUCAAAUGUCAGUGGUAUCAUUUAGAAAAUGCUCAAAAAUAGCAUAUUCUUGCUUAAUGGAAGAUAGGGCAUACCGCCCAGAUAUGCCCAAAAUUGUUGAAGAACUCGAGAAAGCAUUGACGCUAGCACUGAAGUUUCAGCCACGACCAGAAAAUUUUGGAAAGAACUUGGAACACUUGAAGAUUCGGCUUGAUGAUAUAAAGUUGGCCACAAGUAACUUUUCAGAAACAUACAAAUUUAGUAAUAGCAGUCUCUAUACUUGGUACGCAGCAGACGUCAGUCGUUUUGAUAAAGGAAACGCUUCCUCUGCCACACAUAAUUUUUCAGACACAUACAAAGUCAAUUUUGACAGGCGCUAUAGUUGGUAUGCAGCAGAUGCAAACCAUUUUGAUAGAGGAAACCCUUCCUCCACAGAAGGGAAGAGCAAAACUGAACUAUCCAAGAUAGACAACAGUGUAGUUGUAAAACGCUUCCUUCCUAAUAAUGACGAUUACGAAGAAGAUUUCUUUUUUACAGAACUUGUAGUGCUUACUAGUGUUAAGCAUCACAACAUAGUCACUUUAAUAGGAUUUUGUGUUGAAGGUUUUGAGAUGAUACUUGUCACAGAGAAAUUUUCUAAUCGAUACCUUUCCGAUCAUUUGGGAAACGUCAAUGCCAUGUGUAUAUUGACUUGGGAAAAACGUUUGAAAAUUUGCAUUGACAUUGCACGGGCAUUGGUUUACCUUCACUCUGAGAUGGAAGACAAAAAGGGAUAAUACACAACUAUAUAAGUGGCGCAAGAUUUGCGUUGGACGAGAAUUGGGGGGCAAAGAUUGAAGAUUUUGAGUUGGCGGUAUUUCUACCUCCAAAUAUAAAACACGAGUUGCUCUGCAACAAAGAAUAAGUAUGGAGUUAUCAUUCCAUGUGGAUCCGGAAUAUAAGAAGAGUCAUAAGGCAAAAAGAGAGUCAGAUGUGUAUAGCUUUGGAGUAGUUUUGUUAGAAAUACUCACCGGAAGGCAUGUUUUUGACAGUAAUUACAGUACAAAGAGUCAUAAAGGGUUGGUUCAUGUAGCAAGACGAAACUUCCUCAACGGAACAAUGGAGGACAUGAUAGAUCCUACAUUAAAGGAAGAGACCAACAAAAAGAGUUGUAUUCCGAACAGAGGAGCCAACAAGGAUUCUUUGCACACAUUUAUAAAAAUUGCAAACGAGUGUAUAGAAGAGACUCAAGACCAACGUCCAACAAUGAAAGUUGUCCUAAAGGAACUAGAGAGAGCAUUGUUCAUUCAAGUACAUCAGGAGGAGCCAAUACAACAACUGGAUAAGGACAACAGACUUAAGAUAACAACUCAAGAGAUCCCGGAGAAGGGAGUACAGCGCCCAAAUAAGAAGACACCACUUGAACUUCUGUACAUAAAGGCAGUAAUGUUGACUCGCUUGAAACACUUAGAGAUUCCUCUCACCCAAAUUCAAUCAGCAACCAACAAUUUUUCAGAGGCAUACUUGGUUAAAGUUCUCUUUGAUGGCCAUAGAUUGUACAGAGCAGAUAUCGAGCAUUUUGAUGAAGAAAAUGGUUCAUCCAAGAGACGCAGCACUGUGAUUAUAAAACGCUACCCUAUGGAAGAUGACUUUCAUGAUGAAGUAUUGUUUCUUAAAGAAAUUACCAUUCUUGGCACUGUUAAGCAUCCCAACAUAGUCACGCUACUUGGAUUUUGUCUUGAAGCUUCUGAGAAGAUCCUUGUCAUUGACAAUUUUUCUAAUGAAUUCCUUGGUGAUUAUCUGGUAAACUUGAAAGAUAAACGUGUUUUGACUUGGGAAAAACGCUUGAAAAUAUGCAUUGAUGUUGCACACGCAUUAAGGCACAUUCACACUGCGAUGGAACACGGAAUAAUAAAUGGUGACAUAUGGAGCUACAACAUUUGUUUAGACGAGAACUUGGGGGCAAAGAUUGUUAACUUUUGGAUUUCUGAGUUCCUGCCUCCAAAUCAAGAAGACCACGGUACCGAUAUCAACUGGAGUGGCAGACAAGCCUACACUGAUCCAGAUAUUAAGAAGACUCAUAGGUUAAAAAGAGCAUCAGAUGUUUAUAGUUUUGGAAUAGUCUUGUUUGAAAUUCUAUGUGGAAGGUUAUGCAUGGACCCAGGGUACGCCCAUGUAUUCAUACAAGGUGCCAGGAGGGGAACGCUAGACGUCAUCGAUCCUAUAAUAAAGGAAGAAACAGAUGAAAACAUUUUUGUUCUAAAUAGUGGACCUAACAAGGAUUCUUUGCACACGUUUAUCGAAAUUGCACACAAGUGUCUAGAGCAAACUCAAGACCAACGUCCAACAAUGAAAGUUGUAGUCGAGGAACUUGAGAAAGCAUUACUCUUCCAAAAAGACAACAAGGACAACCCCAGAAUGUUACUUGAAGACAUAAAACGGGCGACACAAAACUUCAGUAGUGUCAAUUUCAUUGGGAGAGGAGGAUUUGGGAGUGUAUAUAAAGGAAACCUUCAAGAUGAUGAUGGUUUUAAAACCAUUGUUGCAAAGCGGUUGGAUACGAAGUUUGGUCAAGGGGAACAACAAUUCUUGACUGAGCUCCAAAUUCUUUUGGAUUAUAAGCACCAGAAUGUCAUUGGUCUUGCAGGCUACUGUGAUGAAAAUGAUGAAAAAGUCAUUAUCUAUGAGUAUUUGUCCAGGGGAAGUCUUGAUAGGUAUUUGAAUGAUUCUUCUCUUACAUGGGUGAAACGGCUUAAUAUAUGCAUUGAUGUUGCAAGAGCGUUGGAUUUCUUACAUGGAGGAGUUGGAAAACAAGCAAAGGUGAUACAUAGGGACAUCAAAACUGAAAAUAUCCUGUUAAACGAUGAUUGGAAAGCAAAAUUGGCUGAUUUUGGGCUUUCACUAAUAUGUCCAAUAAAUAAGGAAACAGACUAUAUCAUCGAUCACGCGUGUGGCACAGAAGGAUACGUGGACCCACUUUAUAGACAAUCAGGAUUCCUAACCAUAGAAUCUGAUAUUUACUCGUUUGGUGUUGUAUUAUUUGAGAUUUUGUGCGGAAGAUCAACGUUUGCAAUCCGCAAACAUGAGGGAGACUAUCUACCGGAUUUCAUUAGAAAAAACUUUAAAGAAGGAAAGCAUGCCGAGGUGGUGUUCAAUCAAAUAAGGGAACAGAUCGUGCAUAAAUCAUUGACUACAUUUCAAGAGAUUGCCUACCAAUGCUUACAUCAUGAGAGAGAAAAAAGGCCGACAACAAAAGAAGUUCUAAAGGAACUUAAGAAGGCACUAAAAUCUCAAGAGGAGCAAGUACAAGGCCAACAACAUAUGAAACUUCAAUUGUCGGAUAUAAUUCCUGUACACUCCUUGGAUAGAGAUGAGGAAGGAAGUAGCGGACCCAAUGAUGACACUCUGCCGGAAACAGAUGGGGACAUACCGCAGCUCUCCAACGAAGAUUCUAUAGAUCAAGAUUACUUAGAUCUUCUUUUCAAAUUAAUAAUAGAAUCCAACAAAGAUUCUAUAGAUUCUGAAACAGGAAAGCAAGUUCAACAUCCAGAGUUAUCCAAGCACACAGAGCAGGAUCCUGUUUCUCCCACAGAUCGUAAAGCCACAAGUAUCUUGCCGGGAAGCAAGCAGCAGGUUCUAAAGCACCUGAAACAGGAUGUGAUACUCGGAGAUCAUCAGGUAAGAGUGCUCAAGGAGGAGUUGCACAAGGUGGAGAUGGCAAACAAGUCACGUUUAGCACUCAUUCAAGCAUUGGAAGAAGACGAAGAAGAUGAUGAUGAUGAUCAUAAGCAUUGGAAGAAGAAGAAGAUGAUGAUGGUCAUCAUCAUCAUAUUUGGUAUGAUGCUGGUGAUGAUUCUCUUCUGGAACAAGUUUAGCAUGUUUUUUAUUUGAUAUGAGAUGUUCGUUGACUGUUUUCGUACUUUUUUUUGCAACACUUUUUCUGGUUGAGUUCAAUUGGAAAUGGGUUUGCCUCAA